Messenger RNA from Terrapene triunguis (Three-toed box turtle), 1393 nucleotides. RefSeq names its product creatine kinase B (gene CKB). NCBI's taxonomy places the organism in Eukaryota, Metazoa, Chordata, Testudines, Emydidae. The coding region runs from base 100 to 954 and encodes 284 amino acids. The record is from RefSeq and is a predicted model, not a curated record. Gene Ontology annotation, molecular function: creatine kinase activity. The transcript has 6 exons. Gene Ontology annotation, biological process: phosphocreatine biosynthetic process.
CCUGGACCUGUACAAGAAGUUGAGGGACAAACAGACUCCCAGUGGAUUUACCCUGGAUGAUGUCAUCCAAACUGGGGUUGACAACCCAGCAAUAUCAAAAUGGCCCAACUAAAUAAUCAGAGACUGCCUCCUGAUGAGGAGUACCCGGACCUGAGCGCCCACAACAACCACAUGGCCAAGGUGCUAACCCUGGACUUGUACAAGAAACUGAGAGACAGAGUUACACCCAGUGGCUUCACCCUGGAUGAUGUCAUUCAGACUGGGGUUGAUAAUCCUGGCCAUCCCUUCAUUAUGACAGUAGGAUGCGUAGCUGGUGAUGAAGAAUCCUAUGACGUGUUUAAGGCACUCUUUGACCCAAUUAUCAAGGACCGACAUGGAGGCUACAAACCAAGUGACCAGCACAAGACUGACUUGAAUCCUGAUAACCUACAGGGUGGUGAUGACCUGGACCCCAACUACGUGCUAAGCUCCCGUGUCAGAACUGGUAGGAGCAUCCGUGGAUUCUGCCUUCCCCCUCAUUGUAGCAGAGGAGAGAGACGAGCUAUUGAGAAGCUUUCUGUUGAAGCCCUGGCUAGCCUGGAAGGUGACCUUAAUGGAAAGUACUAUGCUUUGAAAAACAUGACUGAUGCAGAGCAGCAGCAGCUGAUUGAUGAUCACUUCCUAUUUGAUAAACCAGUUUCUCCUCUCUUGUUGGCUUCUGGAAUGGCACGAGAUUGGCCUGAUGGCAGAGGUAUUUGGCACAAUGACAACAAGACCUUCCUUGUCUGGAUCAAUGAGGAAGAUCACCUUAGAGUUAUUUCCAUGCAGAAAGGUGGCAACAUGAAGGAAGUGUUCACCCGCUUCUGUACUGGGCUAACACAGGUGAAGUUAACAUUUGUAACAAGAAGCCUAAAGAGAAUUGCUCUUGCCUUAAAUGGUGCAGGACUUGAUGCACUGCUCAGAGUGCUUACUUAAAACAGGCUCUAAAAAUAUACUGCCAUGUUCUGCUACUGUGUGGCAUGGAAUCUCAGUGCUAGCACAAAUCCUGUAUUGUGCUUGUGUAAACAUCUGACAAUGUAGCUUAGGCAUCUGGUAGCAUCUUAGUGUAUCUUUCCACAAGUAAAUUCCAGGGGUGUAUGGGCUCAAACACUUACUCUAAGUUAUUGUUAUGAAGUCUAGAGGAAGGUCCUCUAACAUCCUGACUGGCUUCCUCCUCUUAAGUGGGGUUUAAUACAUAAUAUGAACUACCACUGCCUACAGACAAAUAAUGGAACAUGUCUUGAGACUCAGUAAAUGUGUAGUGGUGCUACACUACAUAAAGUACCUUUGCUAAAACACUAGUGUGUGGGGGAAGUAAAACCAGCACUUCCUCCCCAUGUCCACCAAUGCAAAGAGGAACAAACGCCACUAAAUC